AUGGCGAAAAAAGCAGUGUUGAUCGGAAUCAACUACCCUGGCACGAAGGCGGAGCUCAAAGGUUGUAUAAAUGACGUGUUGCGGAUGCACCGCUGCCUCGUCGAGCGUUACGGCUUCUCCAAAGACGACAUCACCGUUUUGAUCGAUACCGACAGGUCGUAUACGGAACCAACGGGGAAGAACAUUCGCUCAGCGUUGACCAGGCUCAUACGAUCGGCGAAACCGGGGGACAUGCUGUUCGUGCACUACAGCGGACACGGUACGCGCUUGCCUGCGGAAACGGGAGAGCAUGAUGACACUGGAUAUGAUGAAUGCAUUGUUCCUUCUGAUAUGAACCUCAUCACCGAUGAUGAUUUCAGGGAAUUUGUUGACGGGGUCCCCAGAGAUUGUAAGCUCACAAUAGUAUCAGAUUCUUGCCAUAGUGGUGGCCUAAUUGACGGAGCUAAGGAGCAGAUAGGAAAUAGUACAAAGGGAGAAGGGCAACAUUCUGGUUCUGGUUCUGGCUUUGGUUUGUCCAGUUUUCUACUUCGUACUGCGGAGGAUGCCAUUGAGUCUCGUGGAAUUCAUAUUCCUUCUUCAUUACACCGUCAUGGACACAAGCAUGGGCACAAACAUGAUGAAGCUGAUGAUAGAGACAUUGAACUUCCACAUGCGCAGUAUGGCUAUGUAAAGAAUAGGUCAUUGCCACUUUCUACUGUCAUAGACAUACUAAAGCAGAAAACUGGAAAAAAUGAUAUAGAUAUUGGCAAAUUGAGACUUUCACUUUAUGAUAUUUUUGGGGAAGAUGCUAGCCCUAAAGUAAAGAAGUUCAUGAAGGUUAUAUUGAACAAACUUCAACACGGAGAUGGUGGAAGUCAAAAACACGGUGGAAUCUUGGGGUUGGUGGGUAAUCUUGCCCAAGAGUUUCUCAAGCAAAAGUUGGACGCAAACGAUAGUGAAUAUGCAAAACCUGCCAUGGAAACAAAAGUAGACAGUAAAUAUGAAGCAUAUGCUGGAUCAACAAAGCCUCGUAUUCCAGACGGUGGAAUUCUGUUAAGCGGUUGUCAGACGAAUCAGACCUCUGCAGAUGCAAGCCCUUCCGGUAAUGCUGCCAACGCUUAUGGUGCUUUCAGCAAUGCAAUCCAGGCUAUAAUUGGAGAGAGUGGCGGUGCAGUCACAAAUAAAGAACUUGUUUUAAAGGCAAGAGAAAAGCUGAAGAGAGGAGGUUUCACGCAACGACCAGGACUCUAUUGCAGUGAUCGCCAUGUUGAUGGUUCUUUCGUGUGCUCAUAA
This is a messenger RNA of Sphenostylis stenocarpa, 1272 nucleotides long. Lineage: Eukaryota; Viridiplantae; Streptophyta; Magnoliopsida; Fabales; Fabaceae. The record is from the annotation of a GenBank genome assembly.